Carassius gibelio (silver crucian carp) is the source of this 1490-nucleotide messenger RNA. RefSeq names its product myosin light chain 4-like. The record is from RefSeq and is a predicted model, not a curated record. Gene Ontology annotation, molecular function: calcium ion binding. Lineage: Eukaryota; Metazoa; Chordata; Actinopteri; Cypriniformes; Cyprinidae. The coding region runs from base 82 to 693 and encodes 203 amino acids. The transcript has a single exon. Gene Ontology annotation, cellular component: myosin II complex.
UCUGCCUUGAGCAGCUCCCUCACAUCCAUUCUGCACUUUCUGACUCCUCUGCUCAUCCAGGAGGCUCUUCACAGCAUCACCAUGGCUCCCAAGAAAGUCGAGUCCAAGAAGCCAGAACCCAAAAAGCCGGAACCUAAGAAGGAGGCUGCUCCAGCUCCAGCAGCCCCCAAACAAGCUCCGCCGCCCGAACCAGAACCCCCCAAAGAACCUGCAUUCGAUCCCAAGGCCAUCACACUGGAGUACACUGGCGAUCAGAUUGAAGAGUUCAAAGAGGCAUUUCAACUAUUCGACCGCACACCUAAAGGAGAAAUGAAGAUAACGUACGCCCAGUGUGGAGAUGUGAUGCGAGCUCUUGGUCAAAACCCGACCAAUGCCGAUGUGCUGAAGGUCCUGGGGAAACCCAGACCUGAGGAAAUGAACUCCAAGCUGGUGGACUUUGAGACCUUCUUGCCAAUGCUGCAACAUAUCUCUCGCUUGAAGGAUCAGGGCAAUUUUGAGGAUUUUGUGGAAGGACUGAGAGUUUUUGACAAAGAGGGCAACGGGACCAUCAUGGGGGCAGAGCUUCGGCAUGUUCUGGCCACGCUGGGUGAGCGGAUGACAGAGGAUGAGGUGGAUCGACUUAUGGCUGGACAAGAGGAUGCCAACGGCUGCAUCAAUUAUUCUUCAUUUGUCAAACAUAUUCUUUCUGGUUGAACUGGAUUUGUACUGUAGGCCCUUACUCAGUGGAUGCUGUGGGUAAAUGAUCAGAGUUGUUAAUGAGAAAACUACUUUGACUUUUCCCCCUGAAAUCUGUUGUUUACAUUGUUUUAUUUAAAACUUUGUCUGAAUAAUAGCACAUUUAAAAUUGAAGGCUGUUUAACAUCACAUUGCCAUUCUAUAUGUCCGAUUCCUCUACACCUGAAAGACCCUUUCUCUAAACAUUCUGACUUAUGUGCAUAUGUUUUGUAAAUUUGCAAGUGUUCAGUCACAAAAUGUGUAAACAACAACAACAACAACAAUACCAAUAAUAAUAAUAAAAAAAAAACAUCCACAAAAUAUAAAUAUUACAGGUUGGCAUGGGAUUCAUUUUGAUUUAAUGAGGUACAAGAUCGCCUUACACUAGGCUUUUUGUUCUUGUAAAGGUUUUGUUCAUCAAAAAAAUAAAAAUAAAAAAUAAAAUAAAAUAAAAUAAAAUAAAUCUAAAGGAAAAAGAAAAAGUAAUUUUUAUUCCAAACCCAAAUUACUUCAAAAGGAGAUUUUUUAAGCUUUUAGUUUUUACAUCCAACCAAAGUAGGAUGCUGUCAAGCUAAAAAAAAAGAGAAACAUAUGGAAAUUGAAUUUGUUGCUCAUUGUAAAUCAACCCUUAUGCUGUAAUUCUGAUUCAUGUUCACAUAAAUUUAUGACAUGCCACACUAGGUUUGAUAUUAAUGGCAUUUGGUUACACAAACACCAACAGUAUUUGAUGUAAUUUUCAUGCUGCAAUACCGUAUUUAAAAAAACAUUGGGUAAAA